This is a messenger RNA of Protobothrops mucrosquamatus (brown spotted pit viper), 1773 nucleotides long. RefSeq names its product IQ and AAA domain-containing protein 1-like. The transcript has 15 exons. The record is from RefSeq and is a predicted model, not a curated record. Lineage: Eukaryota; Metazoa; Chordata; Lepidosauria; Squamata; Viperidae. Gene Ontology annotation, molecular function: ATP binding; ATP hydrolysis activity. The annotation marks the transcript as partial.
GCCGAGAUGGAGGUGCCCAUCCCCAGGUACUUCGUGAAGGAGCGGGCCAAGGUGCUCCAAGAACGUCAGGAAGUGCUGGCGGGUCUCCUGGCCCGCAUGGUGCCCACCAAGACCCCCCACUCGCUGAUCCUGCGGGACGAGGCGGUGCGCCUGAUCCAGAUGGCCGAGAGGAUGCGCCAGGGCCGCCUCCGGGCCCACUUCAUGGCCGAGAUCCGGCGGGACGAGGAGCGCGAGCGGAGGAGGGUGAGGGAGGGUGAGGCCGAGCCCAACCGGGACCUGGCUGCCAUCUGCAUCCAGAAGGUAAGGGGGCCGGACCUGAUGGGCCGCUUCCCGGACUACCCAGAGGAGGAAAUUGGGGGCUGCCUGGUCCUUUUCGCCCAAAAGACCCCGGAAGAGGUGAGGGCCGAGCUGGACCUGGCGGAGAUCAAGACGGACUCGAAGAAGGAGAAGGCGAAAGAACCGACGGAGAAGGAGAAGGAGGAAGCCCAACUGCAAUGGGGCAGGCACGUCAAGUCCAACCUCCCCCAGUUUGUGGGCUGCUGGGCCGAAGACGACGAGGCCACCAACUUUGAGCAGUGCUACCAGCCGGCUCUGAUCAAGGUGGAGAAGAGGAGAGAGGUGGAGACGGAGAUCCGGCUGCAGGUGGACGAUCUGAUGCGGGAGGAGCUUCAGCAGCUCCGACUGGCCGUUGACCAGGAGGAGACCAGGACCCAGAAGCCCCCCAAGAGCGCCAAGCAGGCCAAGAAAGGCAAGAAGGAAAAAGACCUGACCCCAGACAGGACCAUCGACUCCCUCUAUGAGGAACUGGUCCUCCAAGGCAUCAUUAAGAAGCCCCCGAAGGUGCAGCUGGCCGACUACUCAGGGGACUUCUGCUACCUGGGCACCGCCUUGCGCCAGAAGGACAUUGAGCCCAUCCCCUCCAUGCUGGACGUCCGGCAGAAUGUCGCCCUCUACGCGAUCCUUCCUCUGGGUUCCCAGACCCUGCACGAAUUGGCCCCCCCGGUGAGGUCGCUGCUCCUGGCCGGCCCGGCGGGCACGGGCAAGAGGAUGCUGGUCCACGCCGUCUGCACCGAGACGGGGGCCAACCUCUUCGACCUUUCCCCGGACAACCUGGCCGGCAAGUAUCCGGGCAAGGCCGGCCUGCAGAUGCUGCUCCACCUGGUCUUCAAGGUGGCCCGCCUUCUGCAGCCGUCCGUCCUCUGGGUCGGGGGCGCGGAGAAGAUGUUCUACAAGAAGGUCCCCAAGGAGGAGAAGGAGCUGGACCCCAAGCGGCUGAAGAGGGACCUGCCCAGAGCCCUGAAGCUGCUGAGGGCCGAGGACCGGGUGCUGCUGAUGGGCACCUCCUGCCAGCCCUACCUGGCCGAGACGAAGGCCCUGUGCAAGGCCUACGAGAGGGUCCUGCUCCUCCCCACGCCCGACUACGCCGCCCGCUACGUGACGUGGCAGUGGCUGAUCCAGAGGCAGGGCGGGGUGGUGACCAGCAGCCUGGACCUGAGCGCCCUGGCCAAGGUGUCGGACGGCUACAGCCAGGGCAGCCUGGCGCAGGCGGUGAAGCUGGUGCUGACCGAGCGGCGGAGGCUGCAGCUGCCCAAGAAGCCGCUCUGGGCCGGGGAGCUCCUGCACAUGCUGGCCAGGGCCGACCCCGUCUACCCGGAGGAGCAGGAGCUGCUGCAGGACUGGUACGAGAAAACUCCGCUGGGCCGCAGGAAGCUGGAGGCGGAGGAGGAGGCGGAGGCGGCGGCCGAGAGCAAGGAGAAGAAGCAGAAGAAGUGA